Molecule: messenger RNA, 789 nt
Organism: Ceratitis capitata (Mediterranean fruit fly)
Lineage: Eukaryota; Metazoa; Arthropoda; Insecta; Diptera; Tephritidae
Exons: 3
Coding region: 99-644 (181 amino acids)
Source: RefSeq, a predicted model, not a curated record
CUUUAAAGGUUUCUUCAAAUGCUAUGUUUAAAUUUGCUUCAGUAUUAAAAACACUACUCUGAAGUGCAUUUGUGUUUUUUAUCGCAAGUUGUUUAACAAUGAUGCAUACGAGUUUAACAUAUUUUUUUACGGUGACGUGCAUUACUUUCGUUUUCACAGUAGAAUGUCUCCCGGAAUAUUCUCAAGAUACAUAUUUAAAUGCCCUACAGAGCUCUCAUAAGCCUAGUUAUGAUGAUAGUCUUGGAUAUAAUUAUAUACCACCUUCAAGUAAUAAUCUGCAACCACAAAAUUCUUUAUAUGGGCCUCCAAAUCAGGCGUAUGGACCACCGACGUUACACAUACCCUUGCCUACAUAUCACCCCAGAUACCAUUGGUUUCUAGAGAAACUAAAGAAGAAAAUAAAUCUCUUUACAAUUGGAAAGAUUAUACUAAAAUUAUUGAUAUUCAAAAAAAUUAUAAAAUUUAUUGGUGUUAUAUGUUUACUUCUAUUUCUUCCAAAAUUAAAAGAUCUUCUAAAGGAAGAUAUGUCAAUGGAAGAAAGCAGUGCGGAAAGUAAAACCACCUGGUCAGAAAAGGAGGCGUUGAAAAAGCAUAUCGAGGAGUUGCUACAUAUUAUCCCAAGCUCAAUAGCAUCUUUAAAAUAGAUAAAUAAAAUAGUAUUAUUAUGUUAUUUAUUUUAUAUUAUAUUACUAUUUAUUUCAUAUCUUUUUGCACUAAAACAUGUAAAAGACUUUAUAUCAUGAUUUAAAUAAUUAAACAACUAUGUUGCGUUUAUAAAUGUAAAAUUAA